CUUCGAGGUUAGGUGCGUCACGACGCGAAGCGACCGAGGCAGCUCUCCCUCGAGGAGGCGAUCGCCAUUCGACUAGUCCGUAAUUGCAUCGAAUUGCCGUUCGUUUAGCCGCGUUGCGAUUGUAUGGAAGGACUCGAGAAUGGCCGAGAUAGACAUCUUCGACAGCAACGAGGAGCAACUGCCGCAGGAUCUCGGCGACGAUGUCGUUCAGGAGGUCCUGAAGACUGGCACCGACCUGCGCCAGUACUCCAGGCAGAUCGAGAAGGAGCUUAAGGAGGUCGAGAAUAAGUCGAUCCAGGAUUACAUCAAGGAGAGCGAGAACAUAGCCGAGCUGCACAACCAGAUUGCCGCCUGCGACAAUAUCCUGGAGAAAAUGGAGUCAAUGCUGAUGAACUUCCAGACAGUUUUGGGAAGUAUCAGCUCCGAGAUAGUUUACCUGCAACGCAAGUCUGUCGCCAUGAGUCAGCAGCUGUCCAACAGACAAAUAAUACGAGGCCCGCUCAGUCAAUUUAUUGAGGACAUGACAGUGUCCGAGGCACUGAUCGCUGGUAUUAUGGACUGUCCAGUGACGGAGAAGGAAUUUUUGAUUCACCUACAAACUCUCAAUCAUAAGAUCAUCUUCGUGAAGGAGCAAAGUUUCAAGGAGGCCAAGUCUUGUUUAGACGUGAAGGAUAUAUUGGAGAGGUUGAAGGUGAAGGCAAUGGCCAAGAUUAGGACGUACUUGCUCGAGCAGAUUUAUAAAUUUAGGAAGCCGAUGGCAAACUUCCAAGUGCCGCAGAACAAUAUGCUAAAGUACAAAUUCUUCUUCGAGUUUAUCUUGACAAACGAGAGAAAUGUUGCCGAGGAGAUCUGUGGAGAAUACAUCGAUACUAUGAGCAAGAUACAAUAUUCAUACUUCAAGACUUAUUCGUCGAGACUAAUGAAAUUGCAGUUCGAAGAGAGAACGUCGAAGGAUGAUUUAAUGGGGGUUGAAGACACGGCGAGCAGAAGUCUUUUUCAUAAGACAACGCUGAGGCACAAAGGUACCGUCUUUUCUAUAGAUACGAGAGGUCAGGUUUUAACUUCUCAAUUGGAAGCGCCUAUAAUUGUCCCACAUACUGCCUAUAAAACACGGUAUCAUUACGAAGCCCUAUUCAGAAGUGAACAAUAUGCCUUGGCCGAUAAUGCUUGCAGAGAAUAUCUGUUCCUGACGGAGUUUUUCCAGGUCCGUAAUGCACAGGCAUUAGACAUUUUCAAUCAGGUCAUGGGAAAAACGUUAAAUCUUAUGAUAAAGAAUUUGCAGUCGUUUGUUGAGGAUUGUUACGAUACGAUUGCUCUGUUUCUCUGCCUACAUUUAGUGAAGCAUUAUCAGUUAAUAUGUCAUAAAAGAACUGUACCAGCGUUGGAUAAAUACUGGGAGACUUUAACAGCCACAAUUUGGCCUAGAUUUGCGUGGGUGUUUCAAUUAAACAUAAACAGUGUAAAAGACUGUGAUCCAUCAAAAUUCCACAAAGAAACUGGUCCACAUUAUAUUACUCGAAGAUAUGCGGAGUUUAGCGCAGCAAUUGUAAGCGUAGUCGAGGGAUUUCCCUGCGAAGACACGAUCCAGUUAUUAGCAGAAAUGAGAGAAACUGUACAGUGCUUCCUGCUAAGAAUGGCAUCUAUUUUUCCGACUCGGACGCAGCAAUUAGUAUUUCUUAUCAACAAUUAUGAUCUGGUACUCAGGGUAUUAAUGGAAAGAACACGAGAAACCUCGAAGGAAGCGGAGAGCUUCCGGGAGCUGUUAAGUGCACGUUCAUCCGAAUUUAUCGAAGAGGUCUUGAGCCCGCAUUUCGGUAGUAUAAUUCAGUUGGUAAAGGAAUCGGAGGCGCUAAUCGAGAAGGGCCAAGCGGACGAUUUGAAACGGCAGGAGGGCAAAGCGUUGGUCCUAGUGCAAUCCUUUACGAACAAUUGGAAACGAGCGUUAGAAGAGAUAAAUCGGGAGGUGUUACAGUCGUUUCCCAGUCUGCUGCUCGGCAGCACGCUAGUGCAAGGCGCAAUGACGCAGUUGGUGCAAUAUUACAAUCGCCUCCACAAGAUUCUGCCGCCAAACGCGCGCACGCAACUUACGAACAUCCAUCACAUAAUGGUAGAAAUUAAGAAGUACAAGACAAAUUAUUAGAUAACUUUCUGAAGAAGUUGUUUAGUUAAAUUCAAAUAGCCGUCGUCGUUAAUUUGCUGUAAAAGAAUUAUUUCUAGUAUUUGUACAUAAAACCAGCUGUUACAGCAAUUUUUAAAAUUCUAGUGAUUACGAUUAUUAAAUAAGUGUAAGUUUUAUUUUACUUAGCACUGUUCAGGAGAAUGUUGGGGCUCCUUCUUGUAAAUAUAAUCUCAGAGAUAUACGUUCUGUACAUUUAUUUAUAAAAAGAUAUGAGUUAUGAGCUAAGCAUGGUAUUGCGUUACCAUUCUAUACAAUAGCGAUUAAUAUUCCAUACUCUUGUGCGCCUGACACGAGUACACGAAUCUCUGAUGUUAUUUAUCUUAUAUAAAUUAAUAUGUAUACACAUGUA
Vollenhovia emeryi is the source of this 2528-nucleotide messenger RNA. RefSeq names its product vacuolar protein sorting-associated protein 52 homolog (gene Vps52). Gene Ontology annotation, biological process: Golgi to vacuole transport; endocytic recycling; retrograde transport, endosome to Golgi. Gene Ontology annotation, cellular component: GARP complex. The record is from RefSeq and is a predicted model, not a curated record. Bases 140 to 2140 code for a protein of 666 amino acids. Gene Ontology annotation, molecular function: syntaxin binding. The transcript is spliced from 9 exons. NCBI's taxonomy places the organism in Eukaryota, Metazoa, Arthropoda, Insecta, Hymenoptera, Formicidae.